AGGAGGAGGAGAAGGAGGAGGGAGGAGGAGAGGGAAGGAGGAGAAAGAAGAAAAGACAAAAGAUUCAUAAAACUAAACUAAAGCAGUUGUGGACGACAGCAAAAGUUCUCGUAAAACUCACCCUCUUACAAGUUUAAGGAAUGGGCAGCCUUCCAGUGGUCCUGCUCCUCUGCAGUUUCCACGCGUUCACAGCUGUUGCCCGAGCCCAGCAGCCCGAGAACACUGACACCACCUUGCCAGCCAACUGUAGGGAGGAGAUGUAUCCUUGCACCAGGAUGUACUCGGUUCACCGGCCCAUCAAGAGAUGUAUUGGUGCUCUUUGUCUCUACAGCCUUCCUCGUGUCUACGUGAUCAACAAUGAGAUCUGCAUGAGGACGGUGUGCCAACAGGAUGAGUAUCUGAAAGCCGAACUGUGCAGAGAGCUGUCCGGGUGGCCCAGGCGUGUUGAGAGGUCAUCUAAUAGGAAACGCUGUCGCAAUCGCCGUAGCAACCCCAAAACCUGGGCAAACGAGGCCUGAUGGGGCCCAGGAUGGCGAUGUGACCACCUCUGAGGAUGGAGCCUCAAACCAGGGACAUCGUCAAAUAAAAACAGCCCAUAACACCAUAAAUCAACCACUUGACACCUGUGGGUGUUUUUUUUUCUCUUUCACACGUACACACAAGUGUGCAGAGUCAUAUCUAUGUUUAUGUAUUAGUCUUUUGAGUGUGAAAUAUUGAAGCUCAUUUCAUGUGUUUUUUGACACAGAUCAUGUCUUCCGUGGUUUACGAUCCAUUAAAGGUACUGUAGUAAUGGG
Messenger RNA from Perca fluviatilis (European perch), 794 nucleotides. RefSeq names its product microfibril associated protein 5 (gene mfap5). Gene Ontology annotation, cellular component: microfibril. Lineage: Eukaryota; Metazoa; Chordata; Actinopteri; Perciformes; Percidae. Bases 141 to 518 code for a protein of 125 amino acids. The record is from RefSeq and is a predicted model, not a curated record. The transcript is spliced from 7 exons. Gene Ontology annotation, biological process: embryonic eye morphogenesis.